GGGAAAUCAACUGAAGGUCAAAAGGGGGAUCAAUGAUUGGUGUCGACCUAAAGUGGUCAUCGUCAGGGACCCAUGGGGUGAGACUCGAGCGUCGGGGCCACACUUCGAUGUGUAUAUCGCAGCUCUAUCACGUUGAGAAUGGCGAGGCGGGCGCAAAAAGGGGGUCCGCUGUCGAUUGACACGGAAAACUGAGUGAGGAGGGAAAGAAGGCGUUGUCUGUGCAACAGAAGCCAGUAAGUGGGGGUGAACAGCGACACCCCUCCCGCCCCUCGCCCCUCUCCCUUCCCCUCCUCAAGGUUGUAAUUGGAGCAGACAGCAGUUGGUCAGGCCGGCCUGACUGACAGACAACAACAGUCCAAACCCGACCAAACCAAAACUCACACAGAAGACUUUGACGCGAGCCGCAUUGGAAUUGAGGUCGAAGAAAAAACGCACGCAGAAGUUUGGACGAACCGACUAAGCUAUCUGUUUUGCGGAGGGGAGACCCCUUUUUGGGGGGUUUUGGAAGGCGCCAUGAGAAGCCCGGAUCUGAUCCUGCUGGCAUGUUGCGUGUGCAGCCUGAGCACAUUGGGAGGAGGAGGAGCCUAUAUAUGCUUCUUCUGUCUUUUAUCAAAGUGACUUCAAAUAAAUGCCCAUUCAAAUUUGCUCUGCGUGUUACUGCCAUCAGUUAUAUUCACGGUAAGCAUCCUUCUCCUGGGCAUCAGCAUUACCUCGUCUGAUCCUGCUGCACUUUAUUCCGGUGCAUUCGUCAAGUCAGCGGAACUCGGCAGCGAUGGGGGAGAGAAUGCACGAUUCUAGCCUUCGACAACCGCUUCCCAGCCUCGCCCGUCACCAGCCAUGCUCGCCUGUGCCUCUGGCUAAUGGGGGGUGCCUCGCUUGGUGAUCGUUGUCAUUUAUUCCCGUCAGGUCAGAUCCUGCCGGGGCCUCAGCUACGCCAAACGUGAUGAAUGCUGCAUCGCCGCUGAAUAUAAAUGUGUCUCACCUUCCAACACUGAGAAAGAAAGGGUGGAAAUGAAGCAGGAGUUUAUGUAUGAAACCGCUGUGGACUGUAAUCGUUUGGGUUUCGGUAGGUUCAGGUGCGUCUGACGUGGAGAAGGCUCUGAUAAGGACGCUCUUUACCGGCUACAACCUGAAGGUGCGGCCGGCAGCCAACCCUGAGGAUAGGGUGGUGGUCCGUGUGGGGAUGGUCCUUUCCUCCUUCGUUGGACUGAAUAUGAAAAAUGAAGAGAUGAGCACCACCGUGUUCAUGAACCUGGAGUGGACGGAUUAUCGGUUGUCAUGGAAACCCAAGCAACAUGAUGGGAUUGAGGUGAUGCGUCUACCCGCUGGGAAGGUUUGGCUGCCUGACAUCGUCCUCAUAAAUAAUAACGACGGCGUGUUCGACGUCGCGCUGCACGUCAGCGUCCAGGCGUACAGCACGGGCCGAGUGACCUGGACGCCCCCGGCGCUCUACUGCAGCUCCUGUGGAGUGAAGGUGGAGUACUUCCCCUUCGACUGGCAGAUCUGCACCAUGCAGUUCCGCUCCUACACCUACGACUCCACGGAGAUCGACAUCCAGUACGCGCUGGACUCCAAAGGCAAAGAGAUCAGAGAGAUCGAGCUGGACGAGGCUUACAUCGAGGGCGGCGAGUGGCACAUCACGAACAUGCCGUGCAGGAAGAACAUGAACGACGACCUCUACGAGGACAUGACCUUCUACCUCAUCAUCGAGAGGAAGCCCCUGUACUACGUCUUGAACAUCAUCCUCCCCUGCCUCCUCAUCACCAUCAUCGCCAUCUUCAACUUCUACCUGCCUCCCGACGCAGGAGAGAAGAUGGGUCUGUCCAUCAACGUGUUGCUCACCCUCACCGUGUUCCUGCUGCUGCUGGCCGAUAAGAUCCCGGAGACGUCCCUGGGGGUCCCGCUCAUCGUCAACUACAUCAUGUUCACCAUGAUCCUCGUCACGUUCUCCGUCAUCUUCAGCGUGGUCGUCCUGAACCUGCACCACCGCUCGGCCAACACCCACCGGAUGCCCAUGUGGAUUCGCAAGAUCUUCAUCCACCUGCUGCCUCCUUACCUGGGCAUGCUGAGGCCAAAGGUAGAGACCCCCCUCUCCCUGGAGAUCAUGCCCCGUCGAGAGAAGAAGAUGAUCACCAUCAGCAAGGUGGCGGAUGAGUACUUCAUCCGCAAGCCCGACUCCUCCAUCUUGUUCCCCAAGCCCCACAGGUUUCAGCCGGACGGUAUGUGCACGGACAUGAGGAAGUUCAUCGACGGGCCCAGCAGCUACCUCACGCUGCCCGACGAGCUCAAGUCGGCCAUCGAGGCCGUCACGUACAUCGCUCAGGCUCUGCAGAACGAGAAGGACUCCAACGUGCUGAAAGAGGACUGGCAGUACGUGGCCAUGGUGGUGGACCGCAUGUUCCUCUGGAUCUUCGUCGUCUUCACCACCGUGGGCACCUUGGCCAUCUUCGCUGACGCUAGCUUCAACCAAACCCCCACCGACCCCUUCAAGGCCUCCUGAAGCGGCGGGACACGUGUUCUUCUUGAGCUACGCCCAUCCCGAUUCACCAGCCCGACAAAUCGGGGCGGAGACAUCCCCUGUAUUAAAGUACCGAAUGAUUCCCUGGUCGUAGUUCACCGUCAGCCAACGAAUUUAGACACUCGCAUACGUGUGACAGGCAAGAAACAUGUCAACCCCACCUCACAUGUUUAAGUCUUCAAGCACUGAUAACGUACUGCUCCGUCUCUGACUGACCACCCGAGAUGUUCCUUUCUCUUUAGUGUAGACAGUGUCGAGUGUUGAGAUGCAUUGUUAUUUACUCUCUGCAACGUGGGAGGCCAAAUCCGUGAUUUCAAAUUUCAAAGUCCUAUGCAACCAGUUCUUGACCCUCCCAUGCAUGAACCUUUCUGUAUCCACCCUGAGAGGCCGCCGUGUUGUCUGAAAAAUUCCUCCUGCGUUUUGUCUGGACUCAACAUUUCUGAGACGUGAGGCUGAUGGCGGAAGUGCCUUAAAACCUGUAUUCUGCAUCGUCAUGGCCAUCAAGGCGAAGCCUGGUUGUAUAGAAGUCUAUGGGAGAAUGACCCGCCUCCUAACUCAUCACCUCGGUAAAUAUUGUGAACAUGACUUUAUGUUCUCAAUCGUUAGUUUCUAGUCUUAUUAAAUACAGCGUGAUGUUCAUUGAGUAAACUAUGGUCCCAUUUAGAGCCAAAUAGACGAUAAAGCCGGCAAUGCUUUAGGGGCGUGGCUAAAAUGGCGUACUGGAGGUUAAAAAAAGCGGCAGUCUACAAACCGAUGGGUGACGUCACGGUGACCUCGUCUUUUCUUUUCAUGCAUGAAGAAAUAAUGGCAAAUGAAUGAGCUUCUCAGCCUCAGCAUCGUUGCCUUAGCACGUCUUGCUGACACGAAAUAUUCGAACACACAAAUAAAACAUCCAUAAACUCCAUUGUUGUGUGCAAGGGCAUUGAUAAUUGCAUGAAAUAUACUAACCAAGUCAAUAUUAGUGCACCUGGCAUGAGUGUAAAUCUGAAACGCUGGUGUGUUUUUUGUUUGUCUUUGGUGUCAUAGCUACAGGAGGGAUCUAGGUCUGAGUGCGGGUCCAGAUCGUGACUCCUCAUACGUGGUGUUCACACAUAAACACCAAGACAAACCAGAUGCUAUAAUGAGCACGAUGUACGCUCCGUCAGAGCGCGGCACAUGCUUGUGUGGAUAUAUCUGCAGCCGUAGUAAUCCUCUUUGUAUUUUCGGCACCAGCGUGUGUGUGUGUGUGUGUGUGUGUGUGUGUGUGUGUGUGUGUGUGUGUGUGUGUGUGUGUGUGUGUGUGUGUGUGUGUGUGUGUGUGUGUGUGUGUGUGUGUGUGUGUGUGUGUGUGUGUGUGUGUGUGUGUGUCUGCAUGGAGGCUAUUCUUAUGUCGACGUGCAUAAGACAUGCCAACUCAGUUCACCAGCUGCACCAAUAGCCUGUGGAAUUCCCAUUAUAUCGGAGACCUGCACCUAUGAGUGUCUCACUUCCACACAGACACGCACACACACUCACACACACGCGCGACUUUACGUCCACAUGACAUGAACACAAACCUGCCCUUUUAAUCUUUUGUCUCAUUUUGUGUCCGUUUUUUUGUUGAUUUGUAAUAAAGAUCUAAAGGGAAGAUAUCAAA
Molecule: messenger RNA, 4133 nt
Organism: Pseudoliparis swirei
Lineage: Eukaryota; Metazoa; Chordata; Actinopteri; Perciformes; Liparidae
Gene: chrnb1
Product: cholinergic receptor, nicotinic, beta 1 (muscle)
Exons: 12
Coding region: 1031-2500 (489 amino acids)
Biological process (GO): monoatomic ion transmembrane transport; regulation of membrane potential; nervous system process
Cellular component (GO): neuron projection; postsynaptic membrane; synapse
Molecular function (GO): acetylcholine-gated monoatomic cation-selective channel activity; transmembrane signaling receptor activity
Source: RefSeq, a predicted model, not a curated record